GUUUGGCGUUUUUCCUCCCAGCUACAAUGACUUUCACUCGCUUCGUUUCGGUUGGCCGCGUGGUGCUCAUCAACUACGGCCCGGACGCCGGCAAGAUCGCCACGAUCAUCGACGUGGUGGACGAGAACAAGGCCCUCGUGGACGGCCCCUUCAGCGUCACGGGCGUGAACCGCCACGUGAUCAACUUCAAGCGCCUCUCGCUCACGGACCUGACGGUGGACAUCCCCCUCCAGGCCCGCGAGAAGACGCUCAAGAAGGCCCUGGCCAAGGCCGACACGCUCGCCAAGUGGGAGUCGUCCACCUGGGCCAAGAAGCUGCAGAACAAGAAGACGCGCGCCGAGCUCAACGACUUCGACCGCUUCAAGGCCAUGAUCGCCCGCAAGCAGAAGAGCGCCCUUGUCAAGAAGGCCGUAGCCGCCGCCCGCAAGAACUAAGCGGGUCGCUUGAUACGUCGCACAGUCUGAGGAGAACCGGGAGGUUGGUUUACCCUGGCUGCCUACAGGCUCAUCUAGCGCGCCGCCAGUGACAUGGCGGACGGAAACUGCAGGCAUCGAGGAACAAUAAACGUCCUAAUUGGUUAUUUUGCUGAUAACCCCACCGCUAAAACGCUAGCUAGCUUCCCUU
This is a messenger RNA of Phytophthora sojae, 624 nucleotides long. RefSeq lists its product as hypothetical. The transcript has 2 exons. Gene Ontology annotation, biological process: translation; ribosomal large subunit biogenesis. Gene Ontology annotation, cellular component: cytosolic large ribosomal subunit; ribosome. Lineage: Eukaryota; Oomycota; Peronosporomycetes; Peronosporales; Peronosporaceae. Bases 27 to 434 code for a protein of 135 amino acids. The record is from RefSeq and is a predicted model, not a curated record. Gene Ontology annotation, molecular function: RNA binding; structural constituent of ribosome.